AUGCUUCUGUCUAACCUCUUUGCGCUUGUUUCGCUGAGCACUUGUGUUCUCGCUGUAGGCCGCGCCACAAUCACAAAUCAGUGCGACCAUCCGAUCUACCUUUGGUCCGUUGGCAGCCACAUCAGCAACAGAACAAUUCUACCCAGAGACAGCACCUAUGGCGAGAUCUUCCAUUCUGACCCAAUGUCUGGGGGUAUUGCGCUCAAGAUUACUCCAAACGCGAAUGGUCUGACUACGCCGAAUGCCAGUCAACUUAUAUUUGCCUACAAUAUCGACGAGAGCUUCGUGUGGUACGAUCUAAGCGCCGUCUUUGGCGACGGCUUUACAGGAAGUACCUUACAGAUUCAGUCAAGUGACGAGCAGUGUGAUUCUAUUACGUGGCAUGAUGGGAGAACGCCGGCAGGGAGUCAGCACCUUGCGGUCAAAACGCACCGAAAGAUUCGCGAGCUUGCUGUACGCAUUGUAUCGGCAGUCAUCAUUGUGUUGCGCCCUAGUCUUUGA
Molecule: messenger RNA, 501 nt
Organism: Boeremia exigua
Lineage: Eukaryota; Fungi; Ascomycota; Dothideomycetes; Pleosporales; Didymellaceae
Product: Bys1 family protein
Exons: 2
Coding region: 1-501 (166 amino acids)
Source: RefSeq, a predicted model, not a curated record